Molecule: messenger RNA, 585 nt
Organism: Durio zibethinus
Lineage: Eukaryota; Viridiplantae; Streptophyta; Magnoliopsida; Malvales; Malvaceae
Source: RefSeq, a predicted model, not a curated record
AUGACCAUGAGUAGCAAUAUUGGGCAAUUUGGUGACACAACUUUGACCAAAGUUUUCGUUGGAGGGUUAGCUUGGGAGACACCCAAAGAAGCCAUGAGAGAGCAUUUUGACAAGUAUGGAUCAAACGUUGGACCGAGGGUCACAUCACCUGCACCAGCCCCUCAUGUUCAGUGGUAUUACCUAACAGCGUCGCCGUUUCGUCAUCAGCAUCAUCAGGCCGUUCCUUUUCACGGUUACUCUCCUGCCUACAUUGCCACAGAUAUCAGCUACAACCAUAAGCUAAGCUACAGUGGAGGAUCCUACACCAAUGGGCAUAUCUCUCAAGUGUAUCCAGCGGGGCAGGCUAUGGUGGGUGCCAAUGCAUUGAUGCCAAUGUACCCUUUCUAUCACUACCAUCAAUCACAGACAAUGGGAUUUCCAGCAGCCACCCACAUCUUCCCACGAACAGCUGGGCCCAUCAACACAGUCCCGGCUGCUGCUGCUGCUGCUGCUACUGCUGCCAUCAUCUCAAAACCAGCGGCACUAAUUGCCCCUAAUUCAGGUACAACUGGCACAGGUGAAAGCUUUAAGAAGAAGGUUUGCUAA